Molecule: messenger RNA, 4395 nt
Organism: Pygocentrus nattereri (red-bellied piranha)
Lineage: Eukaryota; Metazoa; Chordata; Actinopteri; Characiformes; Serrasalmidae
Gene: nrbp2a
Product: nuclear receptor binding protein 2a
Exons: 18
Coding region: 533-2059 (508 amino acids)
Biological process (GO): protein phosphorylation; intracellular signal transduction; endoplasmic reticulum to Golgi vesicle-mediated transport
Cellular component (GO): endomembrane system; cytoplasm
Molecular function (GO): protein serine/threonine kinase activity; ATP binding
Source: RefSeq, a predicted model, not a curated record
AGUGUGUGGUUUACGGUAAGGCCUUGAAAAAAAAAGGAAAUUUCAGAGCGCGCUGGCUCCACACACGGUCUGAAGAGCCACACGUAUAGGAGAUGCUCGUAGGCUGUUAGGAGGGUCGCGGUGUUGGGGGGUUUAUCUCCUUCUGAACAGUUCACACACGUCCCACACGUCCCAUCUGGCGGGCUGUGAGGCUGCAGCGCACGAGUCAGUAGCUGUUUCUCUCUCUCUCUGCUCUGCUCGAAGACGGCAGGCAAGCUGCAGUUUCGCAAGAGGACAGCUCGAGAUUUUUUCUACUACGAACCGGACUGUCGUCUAACCAGUUAAGCUGCAUGAGCUGUGUGUGAGGGGAAUUUGCAUUAUUUCCGGCGACGUUUCUGUCAUUUAUCACUCAUGCUCGACAGCACAGACCUUACAGUAGCAUAAUCUUAAAGUAGCUAACCUAGCUAGCAGUGGGCUCAUCGGUUUUUUUCGUAGCCGCACGGCUUUGAAGGGGAGCAGUAACGGUGAAGAAAAAUCACCACGCACGGAUAAAAUGACCAUGUCGGUCCCGGAGAGGAUAUCGGAGUCCGGAGGAAAAGAGGAGGAGAGCGAGGACGAGAGCGAGAUCCUGGAGGAGAGCCCGUGUGGCCGCUGGCAGAAGCGAAAGGAGCAGGUGAGUCAAGGAAAUGUGCCUGGUAUCGAGAGUGCUUCGUUGGCCAUGGACACAGAGGAGGGGGUGGAGGUGGUGUGGAAUGAGGUUCAGUUCUCUGACAAGAAGGUGUUCAAGGCCCAUGAGGACAGAAUCAGGGAAAUGUUUGAGAACCUGAUGCAGGUGGAGCACCCAAACAUUGUCAAGUUUCACAAAUACUGGCUGGACACAAAGGAGAGCCGAGCCAGGGUUAUUUUUAUCACUGAGUACAUGUCGUCUGGAAGUCUUAAGCAGUUUUUGAAGAAAACCAAGAAAAACCACAAGACAAUGAAUGUGAAGGCAUGGAAACGCUGGUGCACACAGAUCUUAUCCGCCCUCAGUUACCUGCAUUCUUGUGAUCCGCCCAUAAUCCAUGGAAACCUGACCUGCGACACCAUCUUCAUCCAACACAACGGCCUCAUCAAGAUCGGCUCAGUGUGGCACAGGCUUUUUGUCAAUGUGUUCCCAGAGGCCAUUCAUGGAAAUGUGCACCAGCAUCGCGACGAGCUGCGGAAUCAGCACUUUUUUGCUCCUGAGUAUGGCCUUGCUGAGGAUGACUACUCUAUUGAUAUAUAUUCCUUUGGCAUCUGUGCCUUGGAGAUGGCAGUCUUAGAGAUUCAGGCCAAUGGAGACACUGCGGUUUCCAAAGAGGCCAUCACUCAUGCUGGACAGUCGCUGGAAGACCCUCUCAUGAGGGAGUUUACUCAGUUAUGUGUGCGUACAGACGCUAAGCUGAGGCCUACAGCUCAUGACCUGCUAUUCCACAGAGUGCUGUUUGAGGUCCACUCCUUAAAAUUGCUCGCUGCCCACUGCUUCAUCAGUAACCAGUAUCUUCUUCCAGAGAACUGUGUGGAGGAGAAGACCAAGUCUAUUGAUCCAAACGGUGUCAUGGCAGAGAUCAAUCAUAGUGAUCGACCAGGAAUCCAGUUAAAGUAUUCGCAUGUCUCUCCACUGGAGUUGGACAAGUUCCUGGAGGAUGUUAAGAAUGGAAUCUAUCCCCUGAUGAACUUUGCCUCGCAGAGGCCACAUCCUAUUCCACGUGCACUAUCCCUGUCCCAGGAGCACAUGGAGACGGUGAAGACGCCAACGCCAGAGCCCCAGGAGACUGAGACCAGGAAAGUAGUCCAGAUGCACUGCAAUCUGGAGGCUAAUGAAGAGGGAACCAGGAGUCAUCUGUCUCUUUUUUUGAAGAUGGAUGACAAACUGCACCGCCAGCUUAGCUGUGAUGUUCUGCCAACCGACCGUCCCAGAGACCUGGCCAGUGAGCUGGUGCACCAUGCAUUCAUUAGCGAGGAUGACUGUGAGAAGCUGACAUGCUUUUUGGAAGAUGCCCUGGGUAAGCACUGGGGUGGGGCUUCUGCUUCUUCUGCUGCUAUGGUGAUGAUGCAUUGAGCCCCAUCGGAAUGCCAUUGUGGAGCAGAAGAGUUGGCCUGAGCUGGUCUAACUGAGGAAGAGCGCAAAACAUGGAGAGAAAAGGAGCUGGAGAGGGACAGAAAGAGCAACACUAUUGGCAGAGGAGUGAAAAUGUCUUGACUAAUGUGACAAUGUUGGAAAGAUCCAUCCACACACCAUGGUACCAAGGCUCCAAAGAGCUUACGUCGUAUGUCAUUUAUGUGGGAGAUCUGGCCAGUACUAUCAUCCCACAACGCAGCAGACAUGUGAAUCAGUUAGAGGUGGAGUUCCCUCCAUUUAUUUUUCAUGUCUGAUGGAUUUUUGUGGACAUUCUCAGUGCCGCCCUACCUUUUGGCAAUAUCCAUCCUCCAUCCAAGAAGCUUCUGUGCCACAAGAAAAGAGUCUUAUAGGAGCAAAAACAUUGGAAUUACUGGAAAAAGGAGGGUAGUGGUCCAAAAUAGUUGCUUCUCAUGGGACUGCCAGCCCAUGUGUUGUCUUACAUUGUCUAUGUGUUUUAAGCAGACCUGCAGUAAAUCUAUAUUUAUUGUUUUUACUAUUAAACAUUACUAAAGUGUAACUCUUUAAUGGCUCCCAAUAAGAGAAAUCUUUCCAAAUGUUUAACAUUUCUACGUAAGAUGAGUGAAAAUUAUAAAAUUAGCAAUUUCAUUAUGUUUAGAAUUGACAAUGAGCUGAUGAAUGUACAGUACUGUAGCAGCGUACCCUUGGCGCUUGUUAUACCUGCAUUACUACACCCCAUGUGAAAGCUUAAACCGAAAACACUUGACAGCUGUUCUGACUGGUUCUUACAAAGCACCAAGUGCCUACGUGAGAAAUGAAUGUGUCAAACGUACUCGGUAUGGUAUCCUCCUGUAUAUCGCCAUUAUUCAAGAUGCUUGAGUCAUACUAACUUGUGGUUCAUUUUGCAUACAUUUGUAAACAGUGGCAAUAAUGGUAAUACCUUAGAUUUGUCAGGUCUAAGGAGUGUGAUUAUAUGUAUGAAUGUACCUCUGUGAGAGAGAGUGAUGUUUUGCAGUAAAGUGUAAUAGCAUUAGGAGCACCAGCCUCUUUUAGGUAACCAAUGAAGUUGUAGAGCAGAUGAACGCUCCAAAUGCAGUCAAAGCAUUUUGAGCAAGUAGCAGCUACUGCACAUUACCAAACAUGGUCAAAAUUGCACCUUUUGAAGACACACUGUCUUCCAGCCCAUGGUGCACCAAACUUAUUUGCACUUUAUAAUCGCAAAUGCACCCUCUCAACUGAUUGACAAGAAUCACACAAGAUGUGAAUCAGCUAAACACUGAUGCUAUAACAGAGUGUUUACAUUCGUAGUAUGUAUCAGCAGAGCAUGGUACAGUGUUGCAUUUUAAUUUGGGUUUGCUUAGCAUUCGCGCUAAUUUAUGCAACACUUGGUUUUGCUCCCAUUUUGCAGCCGUUUGAUUAAAACAAUCAAGAAUCUUUUUCAUAGAAAAGUGUCAUAUCUAGUGGCAAACGUUGGUCAUAUCAAAUGCUAAAGCAGGAAUUCUGUUUCUUGACCCACACUGUGUUUUGGAGAAUUUUAAUAAAUGUUUUGUGAUUUGAAAACUCUAUUCUUUCUUGAUAUAAGAACCAUUAACCUUCAGCUCUAAUGCUAAGCAAACCCAAAAAUGCAGCAACAUAUUAUUUUCUGCUUUCGCCUGGCCGAUGGCAACCAAAUUACAAAUGUAAAUGCACCCUGAAACAUUUAAUGGGCAGGUCGUUUGUGUAAGGGUCUAAUAGGAACCCCUCCAUCUAGUUAAAAAGGGCUGUUCUUUGAGCUUUUACAUUAUUCAGCAGUAUUUGAAAUAUUUUAUGUUCCAUCCAGCGGUGUUUACAUGCACAUGACAUAUAGAAACUGAACUGUGUCAAUGCCAAAAGACCUUCUCUCAUUAUCUUUAAAGACACUGGAUGCAAUGAUGGCAGCUGGGGCUGGGGUAGCUACAUGGAAGAGAAGAUGCUACAUUGCCUCUAGAAAAAAAACCCUGCCCUGACCCUUGGUUUGGUACUUUUAUCUUGUGUUUGUAAAUCAGUAUUCAUUCUGUAAUUAAUCUGUCAUGCCGUUGAUGCCGACACUACCCCAGUUUAAAGGCCCAAUUUGGAAUUCAAAUGGCAGACCAGUUUUAGUGCUCCAAUAGUUCAAAAGUACAUAUGGCCUUGGUUUGAAACAAGGGUGUUAAACUGUGGCUGGUCAUAGCUAUGCUUCAGCAAAUCCAGAAUUGGGGCUUUAAAGAUGUUUCAAUACUAAUGCUGUAAUUAUCAGUGGCUUUGGCUCUUGAAGACUUCCAGUAUCUCAAUAAAACUGUGCUUGCAUGUGAGAACCUGAA